This is a messenger RNA of Peronospora matthiolae, 252 nucleotides long. The record is from the annotation of a GenBank genome assembly. NCBI's taxonomy places the organism in Eukaryota, Oomycota, Peronosporomycetes, Peronosporales, Peronosporaceae.
AUGGAGGUUGGCUGGGAUGCACUUGCUGCAUUUUCGACGACGAGACGUCGAGGGACGACGAGCGGAUCGUAUGGAGCUGCUCGACUGACGACGGCCGACCGAGAACGAGCGAUGAUUGGCCACUUUGACCUGAUCCCACGGUUUGAUCGUUGGCUAAUCGGAUUUGCUACUUUUUGUCUAGGAGUUUGUAUUCAGCGCCACGUCGAAGCCGUAAAAGCCGGUUCGCCACAUAGAAGAAUAAGCGCCGAGUGA